CCAUUUUCUUUCCAUUCAGUCUUGUAGUACUUUUAUUCCUCCUCUCAUUUGUGGGAGAAACUAAAGCAGCUCAAUCUAAAAACAACAAUGGCGUUUAUAUUGUCUACAUGGGAGCUGCCUCUUCAACCAAUGGUUCUGUACUUCGAGAUGACCAUGCUAAACUUCUCAACUCUUUGUUUAGAAGGAAAGCAAAUGCACUGGUUCACACCUACAAGCACGGCUUCUCGGGGUUCGCGGCUCGUUUAUCGGAAGAGGAGGCUCAAUCGGUUGCGCAAAAGCCUGGUGUCGUAUCCGUUUUCCCCGAUCCACUGCUAAAGCUCCACACAACCCACUCGUGGGAUUUUCUUAAGCACCAAACUUCUGUGAAGAUCGACUCGGUUCCCAAAACCACAGACUCGAAUUCUUCUUCCGAUGGCUACGACACCAUAAUCGGCAUCUUGGACACCGGCAUUUGGCCCGAGUCCACCAGCUUCAACGACAACGGAAUAGGCCAAAUUCCACCUCGCUGGAAUGGGACUUGCACUGAAGGCCAUGAUUUCAAUUCCUCAAACUGUAACAGAAAAUUGAUUGGCGCGAGAUUUUACGGCGGAGAUGAUAGUGAUUCGGACGAGGACCAAACAGCGAGGGACAAGGUGGGCCACGGAACACACGUGGCGUCCACGGCGGCGGGAAGCACCGUCACCGGCGCGUCGUACUACGGCCUGGCGGCGGGGACGGCGAAGGGUGGGUCCCCCAGGUCGAGGAUCGCGAUGUACAGGGUUUGCACGGAGGACGGGUGUCUGGGAUCGGCGAUUCUGGCGGCGUUCGACGACGCCAUCUCCGACAAGGUCGACGUGCUGUCGCUGUCGCUCGGGUCGCCGGCGGUUUUUCGACCCGAUUUGGAUAACGAUCCGAUUGCGAUCGGGGCUUUCCAUGCGGUGGAGAAGGGGAUUACGGUGGUAUGCUCCGCAGGGAAUGAUGGCCCCUCGCCGGCAACGGUUAGCAACGCUGUGCCUUGGAUUUUGACCGUUGCUGCUACGACCAUUGACCGGGAUUUUGAAUCCGACGUCGUGCUGGGAGGAGGCAAAGUAGUAAAGGGAGGAGGCAUAAACUUUUCACCCCUCCAAAACUCUCCAGUGUAUCCAUUGGUACAUGCCAAAUCUACCAAGAAAAGUGACGCGGACGACAAUUCAGCCAGCAACUGUCAAGGAGAUUCAUUGGAAGAAAAUGCAGUUAAGGGCAAGAUUGUUGUCUGUGAGAGAACCGAUGGUUAUUCGGUGUAUGACAAGAGGGAUACAGUAAAGAGUUUGGGAGGACUAGGUGUUGUCAUUGUUGAUGAUGAAUCAAGGGCAGUGGCAGAAAAUUACAAAUCAUUUCCAGCCACUGUGAUCAGUUCAAAGGACGCUGCAGAUAUCCUCUCCUAUAUGAACUCAACCAGCAACCCGGUUGCAACAAUUUUACCAACUGCGACAAUGACGGAUUAUAAGCCAGCACCCGCGGUGGCAUAUUUCUCAUCCAGAGGGCCUUCAUACGUUUCACCAAACAUUCUCAAGCCCGAUAUUGCAGCACCUGGUGUGAACAUUCUUGCGGCAUGGAUUGGCAACAGCGCGGAAGAUGCUAAUGAAGGCAAAGAACCUUCACUUUUCAAUGUGAUUUCAGGGACUUCCAUGGCGUGUCCACAUGUUUCUGGUGUAGUCGCGACCGUCAAAUCUGAACACUCCGAAUGGAGCCCCUCAGCAAUCAAAUCAGCAAUCAUGACAACAGCAAGCCAAACAAACAAUUUGAAAGCACCAAUUACAACAGAGUCGGGUUCUGCAGCCACAGCCUAUGACUAUGGAGCAGGGGAGAUAACGACAGAGGGGCCAUUACAGCCUGGGUUGGUUUAUGAAACCACUGUCAUUGACUACUUGAACUUCCUCUGCUACAUUGGGUUCAAUACAUCCAAGAUUAAAGUCAUCUCAAGAACUGUUCCUAGUGGUUUUGCAUGCCCUGAUAACCCAAGCUCCGAGGAGAUAUCAAAUAUCAACUACCCAUCAAUAGCAAUCUCCAACUUCAUGGGGACAACAAGCAGGAAUAUAAGCAGGACUGUCACAUAUGUCGGGGGAGAUGGUGAAACGGUAUUCACUGCCACAGUGGAAGCACCAAGUGGCUUAGACGUCAAAGUGAUACCAGACAAGCUACGAUUCACAAAAAACAAUCAAAAGCUGAGCUAUCAAGCAAUUUUCUCUCGUUCAAGCAAGUCGAAUAAAGCCUCAUUUGGGACGAUUCUGUGGACAAAUGGCAAAUACAAAGUCCACAUUCCUUUUGUUCUAAACAAUGAAAGCUAGAUACAGCACAAAUAAAGAGUCUGUACUAUUGUUAGACCACCAAAUAAUUAAUGUAGUUGGU
This is a messenger RNA of Morus notabilis, 2367 nucleotides long. Its product is annotated as CO(2)-response secreted protease. NCBI's taxonomy places the organism in Eukaryota, Viridiplantae, Streptophyta, Magnoliopsida, Rosales, Moraceae. The record is from RefSeq and is a predicted model, not a curated record. Gene Ontology annotation, molecular function: serine-type endopeptidase activity. The coding region runs from base 108 to 2306 and encodes 732 amino acids. The transcript is spliced from 9 exons. Gene Ontology annotation, biological process: proteolysis.